AGCGGCGGAACAAACAGAUUUUAAAUGUUAAUGUCGACCGACGUCGCAUCCAUCAUGCUGCCUGUGUCCCGGGCUCUCAUGGACCGGGAGCUGGACAGCGCCAUGGCCGGCGGGGUGCAUCCCAACGCGGGCGGUGCUUCCGCAGCCGUGCGGGGCAUGAAGCGAGGAGACCCGGAGCCCGACGGGCAGGCGGCGGCCGCGCUGCUGGACUCCACCGGGGCAGAGUGCAAGAGGCCCCGCAUGGACGGCUCGGGAGGGCUCGGUGAGGUGGGACAGAACAAUGAUCCUUUGACCCUUGGUUACCAUGGAUACGCGUCUCACAGCCAGGGCUCUCAGGAUAGUGCUGGCGGUCAGGAGGGACUCGUGCCCCCACCUUUCUCUGCGUUCCCACCACCUCCACCGCCGCCCCCUCAGAACGGCCUGGCCCUGGAUUACGGGAGCAGCCUGUAUGCAGCAGGGGCCGUGCAGGGCCCCGUGGAAGCCGGUGGAGCCGGAAACAGCGCAGCCAAUCCUGCUAACAGCCUCAGUGUCCAAUCAGAUGGGUCCUCACAGAUCGAGUCUGGAGUGGGCUCAGGUGGAGGGGGCGGUGGUGGGGGUCCCGGGGAAGAUUCAGAUGCCAAGGGGACCCCCAAACGUCUCCAUGUGUCUAACAUCCCCUUCCGCUUCCGAGACCCUGACCUGCGGCAGAUGUUUGGGCAAUUCGGCAAAAUCCUUGACGUGGAGAUCAUCUUCAACGAGAGGGGUUCCAAGGGCUUUGGUUUUGUCACCUUCGAGUUGGGUUCGGAUGCAGAGCGGGCCAGAGAGAAGCUCCACGGCACGCUGGUGGAGGGACGUAAGAUCGAGGUCAAUAACGCCACAGCCAGAGUGAUGACAAACAAGAAGAUGACCACGCCGUACUCUAACGGGGAGGGCAUCGCCGCACUGCCAUACGCUGGUUGGAAGUUGAGCCCCAUGGUUGGAGCCAUGUACAGUCCUGAGCUCUAUACAGUUCCAGGCUUUCCUUACCCCGCAGCAGCAGCAGCAGCUGCCGCCGCCACCACAGCUGCAACCUUUCGAGGCACUCACCUCCGAGGUCGAGCUCGGCCCGUCUACAGCGCUGUCAGGGCAGCUGUCCCGCAACCUGCCAUCCCCACGUACCCCGGCGUAAUGGCCUAUCAGGAUGGUUUUUACAGUGCGGCCGAGCUCUACGGUGGCUAUGCAGCGUAUCGUUACGCCCAGCCAACUGCUGUAGCGACUCCUGCAGCAGCAGCAGCCGCCGCCGCCGCCGCAGCGUACAGUGACAGCUAUGGACGAGUUUACACGGCAGACCCCUACCAUGCUGCUCUCGCCCCUGCUGCCUACGGUGUUGGAGCCAUGGCCACGCUGUACAGGGGAGGCUACAGUAGAUUUGCCCCUUACUAAAGACACUACAUUUCCCAGGAGCUCCUCUCUCUCCCAUUGAAUUAUUCAGAAAGAGCUCCCUCUGUCGUCUCGGAGGAGGACUGCACCCCCUUUUUAUAAAGCGUGGAAACGACCACAACAAAGAUAUUUCAGAUCCCACCCCAGAGCAGUCCCAUGUUAUCUUAUAUAGGCUUCUACAGAAAUAGAGGAAUGCUGUAUUAAAGACUGAUGGAUGGCCUCUGCAUAAAAAAAUAACAAGGAAAGAAUUUAGACUGAACAUGGCCACCUUCCUUAUUGCACGGCUGUAUUAUAGUCUCCCCCUCUUCCCCCCUCGACACUCAGCAGCACAAGAUUUGGGGGCGGAGCCCAGAUGUUCUUCCAAAGGCUGGACGUGGAAAACUGACGUUUGGACUUUUGAGCGCGCUCCGCGUUUGAGGAAAAACAAGAGGGAAGGUGUCAAAAAAAGAGAACAUCCAAGCGGUAAAGAGAAGGAAAGGCGCCUCGACAGAGAGCAGCAGGAAAACUUUUUUUAUAGAAAGCGGCUGGAUGAGUGAAUAAGACGUAAAAGCAGCUCGGUGGAUGCAGCGCUGGGCUGCGCUCUGAGGCCGAGCUCGGAGAGACGAUGGAGAGCAGGAGGAGGGUCAGAGCUGUUCCUUACCUCAACUUUUCUUAGUAUGUGGAAACAGUAAACCUUUAAACCUAAAAUUGUUAUGAUAUGCAAAGAAAUUAGUUUAGAGAGAAGAAAAAACAAAUUAUUGUUAUUAUUAUUAUUAUUACUGUUGUAAUUAUUCUCAUUAUUAUUAUGGAAAAAAAACAUUUAGUUUGCCUCAGCAGUCACUGCUGCGGUGGAGUUUCAUCCGUCAACCUUUAGGGUUCAAAUCAUAGAUUUUACAUCUAUAGUACAAACAGUCCACGUAUAAAACACGUCAUGUUCCUGGUCACACACACACAGCUUCACUGCAGUGUGUGUGUGUGUGUGUGUGUCACCCUAACACUACAGAGAGCGACACUACACGGCAAACAUUUCUCGUUUACAUGUAAAAAGAUGAAUCACCUUCAGCCCCGGAGGCUCCGGGUGUUCGCUCGUUCUUUAACGUAAGGAGACACGGUUUGGAGUUCCCUCUCACGCUUCACCUUUUUAUAGAGUCCAGCGAUGGACGAGUCUUCCUGAAACACUUUGAGACGACGUGGCCGACGGCUGAGCAGGACCGCUCGGCGACUCCUUCUGACGACUUAAAUGCAAAACGCAUCACUUAUCGUGCAUAUUUCUAUUCUUCUUGUAUCGAUUUCCAAGAUGUGGCUUUAAUUUUGAUGUUUUGUUUUUGUUCCAAAGAUUUGUAGAAAGCACAUUUUU
Molecule: messenger RNA, 2734 nt
Organism: Nematolebias whitei (Rio pearlfish)
Lineage: Eukaryota; Metazoa; Chordata; Actinopteri; Cyprinodontiformes; Rivulidae
Product: RNA binding protein fox-1 homolog 2
Exons: 13
Coding region: 25-1401 (458 amino acids)
Biological process (GO): nervous system development; regulation of alternative mRNA splicing, via spliceosome
Cellular component (GO): cytoplasm; nucleus
Molecular function (GO): mRNA binding
Source: RefSeq, a predicted model, not a curated record